Messenger RNA from Argentina anserina (silverweed cinquefoil), 2221 nucleotides. RefSeq names its product CRM-domain containing factor CFM9, mitochondrial. Gene Ontology annotation, molecular function: RNA binding. The record is from RefSeq and is a predicted model, not a curated record. The transcript is spliced from 4 exons. Lineage: Eukaryota; Viridiplantae; Streptophyta; Magnoliopsida; Rosales; Rosaceae. Bases 41 to 2062 code for a protein of 673 amino acids.
GACAUGAAAACAGGGGAAGAGUGAGUUCAGAGGGUCAUCGAUGUUCGCUACGAGGAACCUCCGCAGACACUGCUUCAAUUCCAUCUCGUCUCUCCUCCAAUCCAAUCACUCCAAGAAUGUCUCGGUUUUAAGAGAUGUUGGUCCCAAGCUGAUCUCGAGCAAUGUGGUUCGGCCUAGUAGAGGUAGUGAAGAUUGUAUUUCUUCUGCAUCUUCACCUUUACAUCCUUCGGAUGGGUGGUCACGGCAAAUGUCCACAUAUAGGGGGUCAUCGUCAUCUAGAGGAUCGACAUCUACAGGGAGGGGCAUGAGAAGUAAAGUAGCAAGAAGGGUGGAAAAGGAGACAGGAAGAACUCAAAAGGAGGUUCGGAGGGCGAAUAAGAUUCGAAAAAAGCUGAUGACUGAAAAUGAGAGGCGUAUUUACAACCUCAAAAGGGCCAAGAGAAAAGUAGCAUUGCUACUACAGAAGCUAAAGAAAUAUGAGCUUCCAGAUCUGCCAGCUCCACGUCAUGAUCCGGAGCUAUUUACCCUAGAGCAGCUUCAAGCAUUUAAGAAGAUUGGUUUCAGAAACAAAAACUACGUUCCUGUUGGUGUUCGUGGGGUAUUUGGAGGAGUUGUCCAGAAUAUGCACAUGCACUGGAAAUUUCACGAGACUGUACAAGUUUGUUGUGAUAAUUUCCCCAAGGAGAAAAUCAAGGAAAUGGCAACAAUGCUUGCAAGGCUGAGUGGUGGUAUUGUGAUAAAUAUACAUAAUACAAAAACAAUCAUCAUGUUUCGUGGAAGAAAUUACCGUCAGCCUAAAAAUUUGAUACCUUUUAAUACCCUUACGAAAAGGAAGGCAUUAUUCAAGGCCAGAUUUGAACAAGCUCUUGAGUCACAGAAGCUAAACAUUAAGAAGAUAGAACAGGAACUACGCCGAAGUGGUGUUAAUCCUGAGGAUCCAGUUGCCAUGGCCAGUAUCCAGAGAGUUGCCUCUUCAUUCUUCAAUGCAAUUGAUCAGAAAGACGGGACUCCUUAUGUAUUCCAUGGGGAUAAGCUGUCACUAGCAGAGACUGAAGACAAAUUGAGACAUUUAGAACCUCCUGAUAAAAACGAGCAGGAGGAGUUAGACAAGUUCAUCUCAGAGAUUGAAGAUGCAGCUGAACGUGAGUGGGCUGCUGAGGAAGCAGCAGAGAAAGAAGAGUUUGUUAGAUUAAGGUAUUGGAACAAAGAAGAAUUUGGGGGAAGAUACAGAAGAUCUGAAGCAUUUGAAGGUGACAACUCUGAUGAUGAGCCAAAACAGACAAGGGAGCGGAGGGAUACACGUGGCCAGCAGAUGCCUGUUGAUAGUGAUCGUGAAGAUGACGAGGAGGAUUCGGAUUGUAAUAGUAUUGCACAUACUAGUGUUUUUGACAGUGAUGCUGAUGAUUCGGAUGGAUUGCAAGAGAAUUUCAAGCCGUCUACAGUGAGCAGGGUAAAGCAAUAUCAGAUUGGGAGGGGGGGAAAUGAGCAACACUUUAAGAAAAGUGUUAAAGCUAAUAAUAGAAAGAUCAUGGAAGAUGAAGGUACUGAAUCAGAAAACACAUUCAGUGAUCUUGAAAAUGCAAUGUGGCACUCUGAUGAUGCGGAGGAGCAGGCAUUAUCACCAUCAAGAGCUGUGAAAAAUGAGUACCUAAGUAGCAGUGAUGACGAAGAGGACUUGAAGUUAAAUUACGUGAAGCUAGCAAAGAAGCAACAGGUAGAUAAUGCUGAUGAUUCUGAUGAAUCUCAUGAUGAAUUCAAGGUAUCAAGUGGUGCAAAGGGGAAGCAUGAUAGUGGAUAUUUAAAAGGAGAAAUUGAUUUUAACAAUAGAAGAAAGUUGGUUGAAGAGGACUUGGAGUCGGGCGAUCUUUUUAGUGAUGAUGAAACUGCAAUGUGGGAAGCACAGGCAGUGAAAAAUUCACGGGCAUCAACUUUAGGAAGAUAUAACUACAAGAGCAGUGAUGAAGAGGAUUAUCCAGCAGAGAGAGAAGAGCAAAGGAAAGGGGAUGAUGUCAAGCGGACAAGAACAUCAAAAAAGUUGGAUGAGAUUUGGGACAGUGAUUAGAUCAGCGAUUCUAGCUAGGGCUGCAUUUGAGGCUCAAAGCUUCGAACAUGGAAAGAUCAUUCUGUGUGCAUACUAUCCCAAAUUUUCUUGUUUUUUUUAAUUAAUUACAACUACAAUUACAGAAGUGUUACAUGAGAAUGAUGAAAUGUACGUUAUUCC